ACAAAAAAAAAAAAAAAGUAAAAUAAUAAUAAAAAAAGAUACCAAAUUACAAAUAAACCUAAUAACCAUUCUAACGUGAACAACAAAGCUUCCCAAUUUCAUUCCGAAAAUCCUCUCGAUUUGAUCGCCGCCGAAUCCAGUAAGCUUUCUGCUCGCAAAUCAGUCAGUCGUUUAUCCUUUCUCGUUUAAUCGGAUGUCAUCAUCAACAGCAGAGUUUGUGGCCUCACUAGAUGAUCUUCUGGCAAAGAUUUUAUUACAUCUACCUGUGAAAUCUCUAGUUCGAUUCAUGUCGGUGUCGAAGAGAUGGAAAUCUUUGAUCACCGGCGCUUGUUUCCCCUUCCCACAUUGUCCCGCCUCCGGCCGGGCUGUUGGAAUGUUUUUACUUGGCCGUAAGAAAGCUGCAUUUCAUUACAUACAUUUAGAUGUCCGAAACCCUUCCAACCGCCGCUUUAACGAGCUUGAAUUCCCGGACGAUCCUUACGCAUUUUGGAUUCAUCAUGCUUGCAAAGGAUUGCUCCUCUGUUGCAGCUACGGAAAAGUUCAUCUCGAUCGAAGAAAUAUAAAACCUCCUAUUCGAAUAUGCUAUGUGUUGAAUCCGACUCUGAAUCUUUUCGUCAAGCUUCCGCGACCUGGCGUGACGAACGGCGUUCCGAGGUUUGUGCUUGGAGUAACUUUAGCCUUCGACCCCGCAAAGCCUCCGUAUAAAGUGGUUUGCGUUCGCGGGUCAGAGUUUGCCGUAAAGCUCGUUCAAGUUGAGGUAUAUUCGACUGAAUCUGGGAAGUGGAGUGUGGCUGGGGAACCGUUCGCGGCUGAGUUCGAUUUUUGGAAUGGAGUGUAUUCGAACGGCGCAGUUCAUUGGCUUCAUAACGAGGCUGACGAGCUUUUGUUCUAUAACGUCGAUGAGGACAAGUUCGGAAAGAAUUUGCUUCCUUGUUCGAGGAGAGGAAUCAGAUACUUUGGGGAGUCGAAUGAUAAAUUUCAUAUUGUCGUAUGCAAUUAUUGGAACGAAAUUACGCUGAUGAUCUACGAGAUGGAGAAGGAUCGAUCGGGUUGGUUUGUAAAGUACAAAGUUCAUAUCUUGCCCCAAUUAGCUGCUUUCCGCGGUCGGGCUUAUGCCAAUUUGGAAUUUCCGUUGAUUGAUGCGGACUUGGCGCUCGACUUUUCUAGCUUUUCCGUGUUACGGUUAGUUCAGGGUGAGAAUCGAACUUCUUUCUUGGUUGCCAAGAUUUUUAAUAAGGUUGUGGUGCUCGAUCUUUCGAGCUAUGCUUUUCGAGCGGGGAAUGAAAUUGUUGGGAGCGCGCCAUCGGAAGAAAAUGGAUUCGAAAAGAUACCGGAUUUUGAAGUGAUAGAUGAACUUGAGGAGGAGGAUGAUCUUUUGUAUGUUCCUUGUCGCGCUUUCGAAUACAUCCCGUCGCUUAACAUGUUUACGACUCCUCAUUUGUGUUGAUAUAUGUUUAAACUUUAAACUCAUGUCAGCAAUGCGCAUAUUAAAGUGACACAAUAUUGUUUUGAAACGAACUUGC
Molecule: messenger RNA, 1523 nt
Organism: Andrographis paniculata
Lineage: Eukaryota; Viridiplantae; Streptophyta; Magnoliopsida; Lamiales; Acanthaceae
Product: F-box protein At5g07610-like
Exons: 2
Coding region: 194-1447 (417 amino acids)
Molecular function (GO): protein binding
Source: RefSeq, a predicted model, not a curated record